AUGUUACAGGGAAUGGAUUAUCUUGGUAAGAAAAGUAUAGUCCAUAGAGAUCUUGCAGCCAGAAAUAUCCUAGUUGUAGAUGAAAAUCAAGUGAAGAUAUCUGAUUUUGGUUUAGCACAAGUCAUGGGAACUAAUGACUACUAUAUUUUGAAGACACCUAAUAGAGAACUGCCAAUUAAAUGGUGA
Acanthoscelides obtectus is the source of this 186-nucleotide messenger RNA. NCBI's taxonomy places the organism in Eukaryota, Metazoa, Arthropoda, Insecta, Coleoptera, Chrysomelidae. The record is from the annotation of a GenBank genome assembly.